Molecule: messenger RNA, 4398 nt
Organism: Carlito syrichta (Philippine tarsier)
Lineage: Eukaryota; Metazoa; Chordata; Mammalia; Primates; Tarsiidae
Gene: CARMIL1
Product: capping protein regulator and myosin 1 linker 1
Exons: 38
Coding region: 158-4294 (1378 amino acids)
Biological process (GO): cell migration; regulation of Arp2/3 complex-mediated actin nucleation
Cellular component (GO): plasma membrane; lamellipodium
Molecular function (GO): protein binding
Source: RefSeq, a predicted model, not a curated record
GGGGGACGCGGCAAAAUUGUGUCUCCGCCCCCCCCUUUCUUGCCCACUCCCAUUCGCCAGCCGUAUCUACUCUCUAAAAAAUUGAGGGGUUCGGGGAAAGGCGGGGGCCGCAGAUCGAAGCUGGACCUGCAGUAUCCCCCGCACCUAGAGGGCAACCAUGGCCGAGGAGAGCUCCGAUGUUCCCAGGGAGUUGAUAGAAAGCAUAAAGGAUGUUAUUGGCAGAAAGAUAAAAAUUUCAGUGAAGAAGAAAGUAAAGUUGGAAGUUAAGGGCGACAAAGUUGAAAACAAAGUGCUGGUGCUUACAUCAUGCCGUGCCUUCCUUGUGACAGCACGAAUUCCCACCAAGCUCGAGUUAACCUUCAGCUACUUGGAGAUUCACGGAGUCAUCUGCAGCAAACCAGCUCAGAUGGUUGUGGAGACUGAGAAAUGCAGCAUCUCUAUGAAGAUGGCGUCACCUGAGGAUGUGAACGACGUGCUGGCUCACAUUGGCACCUGCCUGAGGAAGAUAUUUCCAGGCCUCUCUCCAGUGAGAAUCAUGAAAAAAGUCUCCAUGGAGCCAUCUGAGCGCCUGGCUAGUCUCCAGGCUCUGUGGGACAGCCAGACCCUGGCUGAGCAGGGCCCCUGCGGUGGAUUUUCUCAGAUGUAUGCCUGUGUUUGUGACUGGCUUGGAUUUUCAUAUAGGGAAGAAGUACAAUGGGAUGUGGAUACAAUUUAUCUGACACAAGACACCAGGGAAUUGAAUUUACAAGACUUUAGUCAUCUUGACCACAGGGACCUUAUACCUAUCAUUGCUGCUCUGGAAUACAAUCAGUGGUUCACAAAGCUGUCCUCUAAAGAUCUAAAACUGUCCACUGAUGUCUGUGAACAGAUUUUGAGGGUGGUGAGUAGGUCCAAUCGACUGGAAGAAUUGGUGUUGGAAAAUGCUGGACUUAGAACAGAUUUUGCACAAAAACUGGCCAGUGCUCUAGCACAUAAUCCUAACUCAGGACUCCACACGAUUAACCUUGCUGGCAACCCCCUGGAGGAUAGAGGUGUAUCCUCUUUAAGUAUUCAAUUUGCCAAACUCCCAAAGGGAUUAAAGCAUUUAAAUUUAUCUAAAACCUCAUUAUCACCUAAAGGGGUGAAUAGCCUUUCUCAGUCACUCAGUGCCAAUUCAUUGACUGCCUCCACCCUUGUCCAUCUCGACCUCUCAGGGAAUGUCCUUCGCGGAGACGACCUCUCGCACAUGUACAAUUUUUUGGCCCAGCCAAAUGCCAUCGCUCAUCUGGAUUUAUCCAAUACUGAAUGUUCUCUGGACAUGGUCUGUGGAGCCCUUCUCCGUGGAUGCCUUCAGUAUUUAUCUGUGCUCAAUCUCUCCAGAACUGUCUUCUCUCACCGGAAAGGAAAAGAAGUACCCCCAUCUUUCAAGCAGUUUUUUAGUAGUUCUCUGGCUUUGAUGCAAAUCAACCUUUCAGGCACAAAACUGUCUCCUGAACCCUUAAAAGCACUAUUGUUGGGCCUGGCCUGUAAUCAUAGCUUGAAGGGGGUUUCUCUGGAUCUCAGCAACUGUGAGCUUGGCCAUUGUUUGAGAUCAGGAGGUGCUCAAGUAUUAGAAGGCUGCAUCGCUGAAAUCCACAGCAUCACCAGUUUAGACAUCUCUGACAACGGUUUAGAGUCUGACCUAUCUACCUUAAUAGUGUGGCUCAGUAAAAACAGAUCAAUACAACACCUGGCGUUAGGCAAAAAUUUUAAUAAUAUGAAAUCCAAAAAUCUGACACCUGUAUUGGACAACUUAGUACAGAUGAUUCAAGAUGAAGAAUCACCUCUGCAGUCCUUGUCCCUGGCUGACUCAAAACUCAAGACCGAGGUUACCAUCAUCAUUAAUGCCCUGGGAAGCAACACCUCCCUGACCAAAGUGGACAUUAGUGGGAAUGGAAUGGGGGACAUGGGAGCAAAGAUGCUGGCCAAAGCACUGCAGAUCAACACUAAACUCAGGACAGUAAUAUGGGACAAGAACAACAUCACUGCCCAAGGCUUUCAAGAUAUAGCUGUUGCUAUGGAAAAGAACUACACAUUGAGAUUUAUGCCAAUUCCUAUGUAUGAUGCUUCUCAAGCCCUCAAAACAAACCCUGAAAAAACAGAAGAGGCUCUGCAAAAGAUAGAAAAUUAUCUGCUAAGGAAUCACGAGACUAGAAAAUACCUUCAAGAGCAGGCCUACCGUCUACAGCAGGGUAUCGUCACUAGCACCACCCAGCAGAUGAUUGACAGAAUAUGUGUGAAAGUACAAGAUCAUCUCAACUCCUUACGAAAUUGUGGGGGAGAUGCUAUCCAGGAAGAUUUAAAAUCAGCUGAACGGCUCAUGCGUGAUGCUAAGAAUUCUAAAACGUUGUUACCAAAUUUAUACCAUGUUGGUGGUACAUCUUGGGCUGGAGCCAGUGGCUUGUUGUCCAGUCCAAUUCAGGAAACCCUGGAAUCAAUGGCUGGAGAAGUUACAAGAGUAGUAGAUGAACAACUAAAGGCAUUGCUUGAGUCCAUGGUUGAUGCUGCCGAGAAUCUUUGUCCCAAUGUGAUGAAAAAAGCCCACAUUCGGCAAGACUUGAUUCAUGCCAGCACCGAAAAGAUUUCCAUUCCACGUACCUUUGUUAAAAAUGUCCUGUUGGAGCAGUCUGGAAUUGAUAUCCUUAACAAAAUUAGUGAAGUAAAGUUGACUGUGGCCUCCUUCCUGUCUGAUCGAAUCGUGGAUGAAAUCCUGGAUGCACUCUCACAUUGCCAUCAUAAACUGGCCGACCAUUUCAGUAGACGUGGCAAGACCCUUCCUCAACAAGAGUCUUUAGAAAUCGAGCUGGCUGAGGAGAAACCAGUUAAACGCUCCAUCAUCACAGUGGAGGAGCUCACGGAGAUAGAGCGUUUGGAAGAUCUAGAUACUUGUAUGAUGACUCCUAAAUCCAAAAGGAAGAGUAUCCACAGCCGAAUGCUACGGCCUGUUUCUAGGGCCUUUGAAAUGGAGUUUGAUCUAGAUAAAGCACUGGAAGAGGUACCGAUUCACAUCGAAGAUCCGCCUUUCCCAUCCCUCAGACAAGAGAAGCGGAGCUCAGGAUUUAUCUCUGAGUUACCCUCUGAAGAGGGGAGGAAACUGGAACACUUCACCAAGUUAAGGCCAAAACGGAAUAAGAAGCAGCAACCCACUCAAGCAGCGGUCUGUGCUGCCAACAUAGUCUCUCAAGAUGGUGAACAGAAUGGUCUUAUGGGGAGAGUAGAUGAAGGUGUAGAUGAAUUUUUCACUAAGAAGGUGACCAAAAUGGAUUCCAAGAAAUGGUCAACAAGAGGCUCAGAGUCUCACGAGCUUAGUGAAGGAGGCGAUGAAAAGAAGAAGCGAGAUUCGCGGAAAAGUGGUGGCUUUCUCAAUUUAAUCAAAUCUCGGUCUAAAUCUGAGCGGCCACCAACGGUCUUGAUGACAGAAGAACCUUCAUCACCAAAAGGGGCAGUCAGAAGUCCUGUUGUGGACAUUCCCAGAAAGGACACAAAGACAACUGAGCACAACGGCAGUUCUGAACGGAUAGAGGAGAUAAAAACACCCGACUCAUUUGAAGAGAGCCAAGGGGAAGAAACAGGGAAGCUGGACCGGAGUGACAGCAAGAGCAGCCCACAGGGAGGGCGGAGGUAUGGGGUCCAGGUGAUGGGCAGCGGCCUGCUGGCAGAGAUGAAGGCCAAACAAGAAAGGAGAGCUGCUUGUGCUCAGAAGAAGCUUGGGAAUGAUGCCAUAUCCCAGGAUCCUUCCAGCCCGACCUUGAGCAGUGUAGAACGGUUGGACGGAGGUGGAGCAGUACCUAAACUACACCCAGGUCUUCCAGAGAACCGCUUUGGGAUGGGAACACCAGAAAAGAAUGCUAAAGCAGAGCCCAGAGUGGAAGCAGGUUCCAGGUCUCGGAGCUCAUCCAGCACACUCACCAGCCCUAAGCCCCUCCUGCAGUCCCCUAAACCCAGCCUCACGGCGCGGCCCGUUAUCCCACAGAAACCGAGAACUGCCUCGCGGCCUGAGGACAUCCCAGACUCUCCAUCUGGCCCAAGUUCCCCUAAAGUUGCUCUUCUUCCCCCUGUCCUGAAAAAAGUUCCUUCAGACAAGGAAAGAGAUGGCCAGAGUAGCCCCCAGCCAAGUCCUAGGACAUUUUCCCAGGAAGUUUCAAGGAGAAGCUGGGGCCCACAGGCCCAGGAGUCUCAAGAACAAAAACAACAGUCCUCCAGUAAAGAUGGCCAUCAAGGCAGCAAAUCUAGUGACUCUGGGGAAGAAGCGGAAAAAGAGUUUAUUUUUGUGUAAAGGUCACCCACACAGAUGUCUUCCUGUGAAGGGUGCUUUUGUUAACCAUCAGAGAGGAACCAAGGGCAACGCUUCUUCUUCCCAGGCAUUCUUCUCUUGGUGCU